Molecule: messenger RNA, 1810 nt
Organism: Neopelma chrysocephalum (saffron-crested tyrant-manakin)
Lineage: Eukaryota; Metazoa; Chordata; Aves; Passeriformes; Pipridae
Product: TRAF3-interacting protein 1-like
Exons: 14
Coding region: 122-1795 (557 amino acids)
Biological process (GO): regulation of microtubule cytoskeleton organization; intraciliary transport; cilium assembly
Cellular component (GO): centrosome; axoneme; intraciliary transport particle B
Molecular function (GO): microtubule binding
Source: RefSeq, a predicted model, not a curated record
CACGCCGGGAGCGCGGCCGGGCCGCUGCCGGUGCGCUCCCGGUGGGAUUUGCCGCUGGAUUCCCCCUGGGAUGAGCCCCGGCUGAGCGCUGGGGCCCGGGGCCGCCGCCGCCGCCGCCGCCAUGAACGAGGCGGUGGCGCGGCGGACGCGGGAGAGCCUGGGGCAGGUGAUCCGCAAGCCGCCGCUGACGGACGCGCUGCUGAACAAGCCGCCGUUCCGGUACCUGCACGACCUCAUCUCCGAGGUAAUCAGGGUGACAGGUUUUCUGAAAGGACUUUACACCGAUUUUGAGUUGAAGUCAGACAAUGUUAAGGAUAAAGAUUCCAAAAUCCACUUCCUUCAGAAGGCCAUCGAUGUGGUGGUGCUGGUGACGGGGGAGCCCCUGGCAGUGAGGCCAGUGCGUGUGGUGGCUGGACACGAGCCCGAGAAAACCAACGAGUUCCUCCAGGCCAUUGGGAAGUGUUGUUUGAACAAGCUCUCCAGUGAUGCUGCUGUAAAAAGGGUCUUGGCUGGGGAAAGAGCUGAUCCUAAAGGGAAACCUCCAUCCUCCAAACCUCGAGAGAAAGAAAGCAGAGAGUCCAAACCAGAAGAACCAAAAAGCCAUAGGGAUAAAGAGAGCAGGAGAGACCCUGAAAUCAAAGACAGAAGCUCAAGCAGAGACAGCAAACCCAAGGAGAGCAGAGAAAGAGAAAAGGAGGGUGAGAAACAGAAGGAUAAUAAAGAGAGGCACAAAGAACCUGAACGUGAGACCUCGAGGGAAGGAGAAAAACGAGACAGGGAAAGAAGCAAAAAAACAACCAAGCAGGGAAGAGAACCGGAAAAAAGCAAAGGAAAAGGAGACACAGAAGAUGAUCUGGAGCGUGAGAAAGGACAGGAAAGAGAGAAAAAACAUGAAGGAGGAAGAGAAAAGGACAGAGUGAAAGGAAGAGGCAAAGAGAAGGGCAGGGACAGGGAAGGAGAGAAGGACAGAGAGAGAGGAAGAGAUCGGGACAGACGCGGGGACAAGGAAAAGGAUGAGGAGCAUCACUGGGAACGUGGGAAGGAGAAAGCAGAGAGAAAGCCCACAGAUCCUGAGGAAUCCACACUUAGGAAGACACAGAGGCCAACUAAAGACAGCCAGUGCCAGCCAGAUAAUGAGAGUGAAAGUCCUGCAGGGAUAUCAAGGCAGCCUUCAACUAAAGGAUCGAGGCAACGCUCCAAACCCGGAGGAGAAGGAGCUGUGGACACCAGGAGUGGGAUUGCCCAGGAUGGUGGAGCUGAACUGCAGGAGAGAACUGAACCAGCAGCUGCAGGAAAACACAAAGGAAGAGAAGUGGAGAACGUGGCUCCUGAAAAGCCUGAAGGUGGGGAAGCACCUCCCGAUGUGCCCCCUCAGCCCAGCCAAAGGCGGAUCCCGCGCCCCGGCAGUGCCAGGCCGGCCCCUCCCCGAGUGAGACGGCAGGAGAGCACAGAGCCCCUGAUCCCAGAAAGGAGCGGCAGCGCCAAAAGCGCCCCAACCGUGAUCCUGGACCAGCAGGGUCCUGAGGAGGAGGAGGACGAGCAGUUUGUGGUGGAGGCAGCAGGGCCUCUGCCACACAUGAGAAAGGAGCCUGAAGUUGAGCUGGUUGAUGAUCAGAAGCAUGGUGGGCUGGUAAAAAGAAUCCUGGAAACCAAGAAGGAUUAUGAGGCGUCACAGAAAUCAUCCCAGACAACAGACAGGGAGAAAUAUCUCCUCCAUCAAUAUGCAGCUGAAUUCCAAAGUGUGGCCUGCAUUGGAGAGGAAAAGGGGCUCGGACUGCUGGGUUUUUGGGAUUAGGUAACCAAAAAUCCA